UGUUCCAUACACCAACAUUCACUUAGGCAACGCGCUCCGGAAUUAUGAGUAUGUGCUCCGGCUCCCCAAACCUUCGGCCUCAAAUGUCCUCGUCCAACGGCAAUGCCUCGAGCACCUUGGGAAGGUCGAUAUACCCCGCAGACCAUCGAAUUAUUCGCGGUUCUCCCCUCGGCGUCCUAGAACGCAUAUUCACCCAAGAUCUCUCGGAAGCUCAACCUGGCUUCAAACUUGGCCCGAGGGGCAAAAUCGAACUUAUUUGGCGAGACACUCUGUGGGGUGAUAUAUUUCAGCGCAUGUGUAUCGGUUGCUUGGUGGGUGCACCUUUUAUGCUCGUUCCGAUGAUCAUUCUACAGUUUCAAACGACGACAGCGUGGAAACUGUCAACGGUGUCAGUCGCGGUAUUGCUUUUCUCUAUAAUUUUGAGUAUCUCUACCGAUCAAAGCAAUGACGAGCAUCUUGUGGCUGUUGCAGCAUACGCAGCUGUUAUGGUUGUUUUUGUAGGGACAACGACGUACCAGGUUGUAUGUUUAUAAGGUGAAAAAAUUGUAAUAAGGAUGAUUGUACUUGAUAUUCAAACAAGCAGGAUUAUGUGAAAAUUCUUAAAGAU
Molecule: messenger RNA, 607 nt
Organism: Westerdykella ornata
Lineage: Eukaryota; Fungi; Ascomycota; Dothideomycetes; Pleosporales; Sporormiaceae
Exons: 1
Coding region: 45-533 (162 amino acids)
Source: RefSeq, a predicted model, not a curated record